AUAAAUCUGACGAUCAAGUGAUCAACAAGAUUCUCGGCCCACUAAAGAUUUCAUCCAAAAUGGCUGAACAAGAAGAGAUGAUGCCCACACAAGAUGCUGAGAGACAGGGGCAGGUUGCUGAUGGAGACUGUGCAGAGACUCAGGACCAAGCACUGGCCUUGAGGGGACCAGGCAACCAGGACCAGACAACAGACAUGAUCCCAGUUGCAGCAGUCGAUCAAUUGCAGCAGUCAGUGCAGCAGAUAUCAAAAGAUGAUGCACAUGCAUCACACCACUCUGGUCAUCCAUCAGUUGACAUAUCAGAGAAUCCACCAAGUACAUCACAGCAACCACCAACACGGCAUGUGGCCUCAGGUGCACAAGAUUCCCCACAACGAACUGGAACCAUCGGAACCAUCGGCACAAUCAGUGGCAGUUACAGUCCUGUCAUUGUUGGUUCAAAUGCCGUUAAUAUUACUUACAACUUACAAGGAUGCAGCGCACCCAAAAAGAUGAAGCUUGACAGUCCAGCCCAAGAUGCUGCUGAUUGCUGUCAAAAGGACCUGAAAUGGUACUACAGGAUGACAGGUAGCUUUGUGGAUUUGAUUCCAUGGUUCGGUGAUGACAGGAAACAUAUCUUGGACAUCUACACAAAGUUACAGUUAAUACUUGGUAAGGACAAAGUCAUGCUGACAUCAUAUGAUGAUAUAUUACUACUUAAGACAAAAGAGGGAGAACUGAUCCCAAUAGCAGUUUUAACUGGGUUGGCUGGUAGAGGAAAGACCACACUUUUUAACAAAAUUGCAUAUGAUUGGGCAGUUGGUUCUAGUCAGGUACUACAGAAGUAUAAACUUGUCUUCCUGUUGAAAAUGCACGCACUGGAGCAGAGUUCAGAUCUUGUUGAUGCAGUGUUUGACCAACUCUUGGCUAAAGAUGUAAGUAUUGAAAGAGGUGCCCUAGACAUGUUUAUCAAGAACAGUCCUGGAAAAGUCCUCGUUUUACUAGAUGGCUUUGAUGAGCUCAUGACUACCACCUUGUGUGAAUCCUCAUUUGGUUCCAUUCUGGAGAUCCUAAGUGGUAAGGUGUUGAGGGGUUGUACUGUACUUGUAAGCACCCGCCCCUCACACUUUGACAGACUCGUAUCAAAGGAACUGGUUCAGGACCCAUUCGCACAUGUCAGGGUCCUUGGUUUCAGUAGUAAAGAUGUCACCGAGUAUGUUAAUAAAUUUUUCACUGGUGAACCUGACAAGGCCAAGGGGCUUCUUGAAAAGAUUGAAUCGUCACACCUUCUGUCCACUUUAGGCAAAAGUCCAAUGCUUCUUCUUUUGAUGUGUGUACUAUGGAGAGAAGAUUGCACUCUCCAAGAAACAAUGUCACGUCUGUAUAGUGAUGGCGUUUCAUACAUCUUCAAAAGAAAGGGAUUGGACUCACAACAUGAAGUGUCAAAAGUUAUGAUUGAAAUUGGUAAGGUUGCGCUGCAUGGUCUUCUUUCUCCAGAUCAGUCACUCUCUUUCAAAGAAAGUGACUUUAAGUUUGAGCCGAGUGUGCUUGACCUGGCUCUGAAGGCAGGUAUUCUGACCAGACAGAGAGUCCGCAAGAGACUGCAGAGUCACAACAGUGUUCAGUUUAUUCACAAGACAUUCCAGGAAUUCUCUGCUGCUGCUUACUUGCAAAGCUUGUUAGAAGCAGACCCAGAGGAAUUUCAGAAGAUUUUGAAUGAAAUUAUGACAAAGGGUGCAAGGAGGUUUGAGUAUCUUCUGCGCUUUUGUUGUGGUGACAAUGAGGCAUGUACAUAUGAGAUUCUGAAGGUAUUUCAGGUCAGGUGCCAGGAGGAGUUGUCAUUCAAAUCAAAGAUGGGUCAGUUGGCACUUCAUUGUUACUUUGAAGGUCAAUCCAAACGUUUGCCUCCAGAGGAACUCAUACAAUCAUUCAUAGCUGAUCAAAUCACCAUUAAACAUCUUGACAGGGAUUGUCUGAACUCAGUCACAUACUUUCUGAAAUGUGUUGCUGACCAGACAAGGGACAGUGGUAAUGCUUACCUUGCUAAAGUACAGAAAUUCUGUAGUUUUACUUGCAACUUGAGAUGGUGUGUUGAGGAUUUCGCUUUUGCCAUGUGUGCAAUGAAAAAUCUUUAUGCUGUAUUGCUCACGUCUUGCUCAUUGACUGGUAGCAACAUGGCAGAUAUUGCUAAGUCACUCAGGGAUCUAUCCAACUUGGGUAAAUUGGAAGUUUUUCUAAAUAACCUGGGUGGUACGGCAGCAUUAUGGUGCAUGCAUUUGAAGGAGUUUAAGACCCUCACAAAGUUGGCCUUGUCUUACUGCAGUUUGACUGAACAGGACAUCAAAAAUAUUGCUGAGUCACUUAUGGAUCUACCCAACUUGGGUGAAUUGGGUUUUGCUCAUAAUAAACUGGGUGGUACAGCAGCAUUAUGGUGCAUGCAUUUAAAGCAGUUGAAGUCCCUCACAAAGCUGGACUUGGGUGGCUGCUCAUUGAAUGGACCGGACAUCAAACAUGUUGCUGAGUCACUCAGGGAUCUACCCAACUUGGUUGAAUUGGAUCUUUCUCGCAAUCAUGACCUGGGCGGUACUGCAGCAUUAUGGUGCAUGGAGGUAAAACAGUUGAAGUCCCUCACAAAGCUGGGCUUGGGUAGCUGCUCAUUGAAUGGACAGGACAUCAAACAUGUUGCUGAGUCACUCGGCGAUCUACCCAACUUGGGUGAAUUGAAUCUUAAUGGUAAUAACCUGGGUGGUACAGCAGCAUUAUGGUGCAUGCAUUUGAAGCAGUUGAAGUCCCUUACAAAGCUGAACUUGAUUAGCUGCUCAUUGAAUGGACAGGACAUCAAACAUGUUGCUGAGUCACUCAGGGAUCUACCCAACUUGGGUCAAUUGAAUCUAUCUGAUAAUUAUGACCUGGAUGGCACAGCAGCAUUGUGGUGCACGGAGGUAAAGCAGCUGCUGCACCUUCAGAGGCUGGAUCUCAACAGGUGUCCCCUGACAGAGGAAGACAAGAACCAUAUUAAUGAGUCACUAACUGACCUGAAGAAGAAUGGAUUAGUCAUUGCCAUGAAACCUUAGAUGGUUUAAAUCACGUUGAUUUAAAUCACUGAUUUAAAUUAUGAUUUAUAUCAAAUACAUUUUUUAUUUAAAUCACUGAUUUAAUUCACUUGUUUUGUAAAAAUUAUAUUUCUGGCAAAAUUAAUAGAUUGAGGGUCAUUUUAAUCAUUUUAAUCAACUGAUUCCACCUAAUUACAAAGUGUAAGAUGUUGUUAACACAUUCAAAACCCCUAAAUGUACUUCAUCAGCAUCGACUCAACUUAUAGGUUUUGCAUAAUUACCCAAGAUCAUUGUUUUAUUAAAGUCAAGAAUAAGAUCUGACUUUAAAACUUGUCUUUGAAGUUUGAAUUCUUAAGAAAGCACACUCACUUUUGCGUUUAUCAUUCCUGAAUCUGUUUACAGUAAUAUUGUGAAUCAACUGUGCUGGUGUAUGUUUACGUGAACCAUCUAAAGGUGCACUAAAGUCCCAAUUGAUAAUCUUAUUCCUAACGUUUCUCUAUAAAAUUGAGAUUGAGAUUUAUAUAAUACAUUUUUAAAGGUGCAAGGCCUGAUUUCUGUUUUCCACCUUGUAUAAAAGACCAUUAAACACCAUUAAGUUACACAAGGACCAGUGCUGCCAGUUUUGAAAUGAGAAGCAUUUAUAUGAAAUAAACAUGCCACUGGAGAACUGUACAAAUUUGUUUCAUUCAUAUGCACAAAUAAUGUAUCCAAGCUGUAUCAAUCAAGCGAUACACCUUUAAAGUGUCUCAGUAUUAUUGUACCAUUGACCAAGUGAGGUAGACUAUAUGUAGAUGAAAUCAAGUGAUUUUUUUUUAAACCACUGAUUCAAUACAAUUUUUUUCAAAAGCAUUGAUCAAUUUAUUGAGUUUUGUGGAUGAUGGGUAUUGUAGGAACCUGUAAACUCCUUAGUUAUGGGUGUAAGGGUGCAUAGGGAGAUUAAGACAUUCUUAGACAAAUCAAUAUUUUGAAAGUUAAAUAAAAAAAAAAGUGAUUUAAACAAUAAAAAAUAUGAUUUAAAUCAAAUAAAUUCUUUUUUAUUUUUUAUUAUUUUAAAUAAAAUUUGCCAACCCUGCAUUUGGAUUAGUCACAAUUGAACGGACUUGUUAAUGUAUGAAUAAGAAGUGUUGCCAGAUACUUUUGUUUGAAUAAAGUCCGUGGUAAAAAAGCUGGACUUUUCGUCUAAAGAGUCAACAGUAAAAGUUUAAUUCACUGGCCAUUUUUCUUUUCUUUCGGCAGGCAGAGGGUAUAAACCUGAACAAAUCUAGAAGCAUAAUUGUAACAGGAGUGACUUGAGUAUAACAGAGAGGUUCCUCCGUGGCAUUUUAAUUGUGGCUCCUCCAUUGGAACCAUUCAGAAAUUCUCAAAGUCCUUUCUAUUAAAGCUGCAAAUCACAGCACAUUGACAAAGAUGUGAUAGACAAUGUAGGCGAGGCACUGAUGGGCAGGACUUCUGCCUACAUUGUAUAUUGGUCAGAUUAGAGAAUCUUUCAAUAGUGAACACCAUUAGUUGGUGUCUCAACAACAUCAUGCAAGUCCAGUACACUUCUAUAAGUCAACAAAUCUGUUUCGUCACCCAUCGCAAAGUUGGAAAUGUUCAUUUCUGGUUGUAAGAUUCUGUUAAGCAAUCUGCGAUUGUUGUCUUGGGACGCCUUCUACAUCUGUGAUGAGAUGUUUCCUUUCACGUGUCUCUGAGUGUUUCCUAUACUGUGUGCUUCCUUGGGGUUGGGAGUAGGGGCUUUACCUGCCACCUAUUACCCUCUGACAACACAUUUUGCCUAUCAGCUGUAAGGGGAUCUUUCUUUGAACAUGCUUCUGUCUAUCUCUGCUGGUUUGUGUUUCUCCUAAGGGAGUGAGUCCCAGUCAUCUACCACCCUCUUUCUGAACACAUUGCCUAUCAGCUCCUCAUGUGUCUCUCUGUUUCUGCUGCUGUGUUUCUUUCCUGUACUGCCUCUCAUACAUAUGAAGAUCUUGCACUGACUCCAAGCCAAUUCAAUCACCCUUAUCAACUGAAAGUCAACAUUCCUUUGUCCCCUUAAUGUCUCCUCGGCCCAUACAGAAAGUCCCUUGGCCUUGUCAGGUUUGAACCCUUAGCUGCAUCAACUGACUUGAACUGUCUGCUCAGAUUAAUCAUUACAGUCAAAUUUGGACCUUCCCACAUUGAUGGGGAAAUAUCCAUCACAAAGUGCUGGUUAGUGGUGACAUUUUGUGAGUCUCAUUUUCAAAUUCUGCGAAAACACUUAAGAUCUGCCCAGCAAAUGAUUUCUGUAUUGGAUAGUGUAACUGCACCUUGCACAGUGUACCAAGGGGCACUACGGAAAAUGUAGAAAUUUGUUCAAAUGCUAGUUACCCAGGAUAUUUUUUCAGAGAGGAAGAUAUUUGCAAGAACUAUCUGUAGUCUGUGAAUAAUGAGGAUCCUUAUCUCUGUAUUCCAGUAACUUGACUGUGACAGAUGUAACAGUUGUAAUUACAUGUAGUGUGGUCAUUACUCUAUGGUCUGAUGAUUGGGGAUAACAUGUACAUGUAGAAAUACAACCAGCCAUUCUCAUUAACUGUAAUAAUUGUACAUAUUACAUGAUAAAUUGUUUGUAAAUAUGCAGAGGUAAUUUAUAUGUAUAUUUUUUUUGUUAUUUUAAUAUCACUUGUAAAUGAAUAUUGCUGCAAAUUGCCUACUGACCUGAUUGACCUGCAAUGCACAUGCAAUCAUGUCUGUAAACAUUUCUGAAAUACCUGUGUUUGUAAGUAUUAAUAUUCGCCGUCUGUUUCACCAAUGCACUUUUCUUAAGAGUUUUACUGUGCUGAACAUUAUUUAAUAAUUUGUAAUGUAUGUAGGGCCCCAAUGGAAGGUUUUUUACAACUGUUUGGGCACAACCUGGGUAUAAAGAAAUGGAAUAAAUAAAUAAAAGAAAUCAAGUGAGAUGGCUUGACUUUUCAAUCCUAGUAGGGUCUGACUCAGAUGCAAACAAAACUAUGUGAAUUUUUAAUAUUGCUCAUCUGAAGAUUGGGCAAAGUGUCUCAGCCAAAUUGUUCUAUUUUUAUAACUUCUAUUUUGUAUUAAUAUAUAGUCUGAUGUACUUUUUAUAACAGCCAACUUGCCUUGCUUUUGUACCAAGUCAUAAGAAUCAUGAAUCUUGCCAUCAUUGGAUCCAGUACAACUCAGAUUUUUUAAUAUCAGGAAUCACAUAUUGCAUGAUGUACAUUGUACAGUGUUUACAAUGGGUCAGAUGUUGGUUAUUUCGAGAUGAAUGUUUCCUUUAUUAUGCACUGAAUGCCCGCAUCAUUAGUGUAAUGCUGACAUAGCAGGCUGACAUAGUCUAGUGUGGGUUUUUUCUCUUUGUCUUAUGUCACACACAAUUAAGCAAGGCAUUUGAGUUUAUGAUACACCAGGUUUUUAAGCAAAUCAAUAGCAUUCUUUUCUCAGUCAUUUGUUGCUGUUAAAUCUCUGAUUAAGAAAAGGCUACACCAAGUUAGGACACAACAAUUAUAUGAAAUUUGUCUCAUGUAAGUUUUUUGUGAUUGAGACAGCCAGCACGUAUUUGAUCCGAUCUUUCAAAUUGCUGUUCUGUUUAAGUUCUCGCUCUUUGAAUAUUCAUAAAGGUUUGAAAACGAUACUUCAAAUGAUUCUGAUGUUUGACAGUAUUGAAGUGUUGGUUUUUUCCUCUAAAGAUUGUUUGUUAUUUCCUUGCUACAAUACUCAAGAAAUAUUUUCUGUUGUCAUUUUGCUUCACCUCAAAAGACAGUACUGAGGUUUCUUUCUUCACAAUCACCUUGUAUUUAUAGAUAAGUUUCCAGUGAAAGUCAAGUUUCAUGGUCAUUCCUGGUAUGAAAUUGAUGUCUGUCAAAAUACAGGUUUUUGUGUGCCUCAUGCGUUUUGAUAUUUGAACUAAGUUUACAUCUGAUAAGUCGCAUUUAAAAGUAUGGGAUUGUUGUAUGCGAAUGUAGUUAAAUAAAGACACUUUUGCAACGGA
Messenger RNA from Patiria miniata (bat star), 6996 nucleotides. RefSeq names its product NLR family CARD domain-containing protein 4-like. NCBI's taxonomy places the organism in Eukaryota, Metazoa, Echinodermata, Asteroidea, Valvatida, Asterinidae. Bases 60 to 3053 code for a protein of 997 amino acids. The record is from RefSeq and is a predicted model, not a curated record. The transcript is spliced from 6 exons.